This is a messenger RNA of Aspergillus fijiensis CBS 313.89, 858 nucleotides long. RefSeq names its product DUF1769 domain-containing protein. The transcript has 3 exons. NCBI's taxonomy places the organism in Eukaryota, Fungi, Ascomycota, Eurotiomycetes, Eurotiales, Aspergillaceae. The annotation marks the transcript as partial. The record is from RefSeq and is a predicted model, not a curated record.
AUGUUCAGCAGCAACAAAGCCCCAAACCACCGCCUCCGCAUCACCGCGGGACCGUGCUACGACCCCCAAACCCACCAAUUAGUCCACGUCAACGGACCCUCCCCGAUCCGCAUCCGCAGCCCGCACCUCACCGCCGACAUCUGGGUGCGCAUCAAGGAGUACACCGGCUACCCCGAGGGAUCCCCCAGAUCCAAUCCCUACUUCACGCACCCCACCACCGCCGCCAACCGGUACAGCAUCACCCUCUCCCUCGCCUUCGCGGACGAUGUCAACGGCGACGACCUCCUCUUCGGCAACGACUUCGACCACCCGAUCCGCGACUACCUGCCGCCGGGCUUCAACACCGCCUUCAAGGUCGUGAAAACGAUGCUCGACCCCUCCAUCGACGGCGACGCGUACAGCGACACACCGUACCUGUAUAGCCCGGCGUUGGCGUCGUGGAAUCAGUUCCGGGUCGGGGAGGUCGUUCCCCGGGAUACGAAGAAGCCAGCCGUGGAAGCGGAUCCGGUUGUUCUGGAGGGGGCGGAGGGGUCCGGGAAGGCAGUGCGGGAGAGUUGUGGAUUGCCCGCGGAUGCAGCGGCGCGGACGAAGUAUUUCCGCGACGAGGAGAAGCGGAAGGGGUUUGUGUUGGAGAAGGGGCGCGUGUAUGAGGCGGACUUUGGGAAUCCGUAUCUGGAUUUCGAGGAAUUCGCGGUCCAUGUCCCCGGGAUCACGCUGAAUAUCAGCAAGUAUGUGAGCGAGAAGAACAACGUGUUGCGGUACGUGUUGAAGAACCGGACGACCGGGGAGGAGUAUUUGGUCAUCGGGUUUACGGUUGUGCUGGACGGGGCGGAAGAGAAGACCGACGAUGGGGAUGAG